This is a messenger RNA of Peromyscus leucopus (white-footed mouse), 858 nucleotides long. RefSeq names its product transmembrane protein 184C-like. Bases 1 to 858 code for a protein of 285 amino acids. The record is from RefSeq and is a predicted model, not a curated record. Gene Ontology annotation, biological process: transport. NCBI's taxonomy places the organism in Eukaryota, Metazoa, Chordata, Mammalia, Rodentia, Cricetidae. Gene Ontology annotation, molecular function: transporter activity. The transcript has 7 exons.
AUGAUGGUAUUCGAGCUUGUUGGUGUCUAUGGCGAAGGGAACUUAAGUUUCUCCAAUGCUUGGACUUACUUGGUUGUAAUCAAUUAUUUGUCACAAGUGUUCGCCAUGUACUGCCUCCUGCUGUUUUACGAAGUACUAAAGGAAGAGCUCAGCCCUAUACAACCUCUUGGCAAAUUUCUUUGUGUCAAACUCGUAGUCUUUGCCUCAUUCGUGCAAGCAGGCCUUAUAGCACUGUUGGUAAAGGUUGGCGUUAUUUCUGAAAAGCAUACGUGGGAAUGGCAGAGCGCAGAAGCUGUGGCCACAGGCCUGCAAGAUUUCAUGAUGUGCAUUGAAAUGCUCUUUGUGGCCAUUGCCCACCUUUAUUCAUUCUCUGCUAAACCCUAUGCAAAAGAGGCAGAGGAAGGCUCAUGCUUUGACUGUUUCCUGGCUAUGUGGGAUGUGUCAGAUAUCAGAGAUGAUAUUUCUCAACAAGUAAGACGCGUGAGAAGAACAAUACGUGGUUAUCCAAAAAAGAAACUUUUUCCUGAAGACCCGGAGCACACUGAACACACAGGUCUGCUUUCCUCAUCCUCACAACAUGCACUAUCUUCAGGUUCAAAGCCAUCCUCACCUCUAGGCCAAUAUCAGGUCUUUGGACACACAAUUACAUCACAGAAUACAGCUGCUGCAUCCAAGUUAUGUGAAGACAUUGUGAUUCGAAUAUCCCAGAAGAAACACCACACCAGAAGGUACCAUGCAAGCUUCCAAAGUCCUACACAGCUAAGGCAGAACCACGUCAACAACGCGCAUGCCAUGACGACCCUAAGGCGCAACAGCAGCAUGCGCACCUUGGCGGUAACCAACAGCUCUAACGACUGA